Closterium sp. Naga37s-1 is the source of this 1470-nucleotide messenger RNA. Lineage: Eukaryota; Viridiplantae; Streptophyta; Zygnematophyceae; Desmidiales; Closteriaceae. The record is from the annotation of a GenBank genome assembly.
AUGUGGGCAUCAAAGCCCCCUUCCCCCUCUCAUUUCCCCCCCUUCUCCUCCUUAUUUUCCCCGCUUCUCCCUCUCAUUUCCCCCCUUGCUCCCUCUCAUGUCCCCCCUUUUCCCUUCUCAUUUCCCCCCAUUCUCGCUCUCAUUUCCCCUCAUGCUCCCCAUCAUUCCCCCCCUUUCCCCCUCUCGUUUCCCUCCCAUUCACCUGCUCAUCUCCCCCCCUUCUCCUUCCCGUUUCCCCCCCUUCUCCCUCUCGUUCCCCCCCCUCCUCCCUCUCAUUUCCCCCCCUUAUCCCGCUCAUUGCCCUCCUUUCUCCUUCUCAUUUCUAUCCGUUCUCCCCCUCAUUCCCCCCCUGCGCCCCCUCAUUCCCCCCCUGCGCCCCCUAAUUCCCCCCUUUUUUCUCCCUCUCAUUUCCCCCCCUGCUCCCUGUCAUGCCCCCCUUUUCUCCCGCUCAUUUCCCCCCUUCUCCCGCUCAUUUCCCCCCUUCUCCCGCUCAUUCCCCCCCUUCUCCCGCUCAUUUCCGCCCUUCUCCCACUCAUUUCCCCCUUCUCCCGCUCAUUUCCCCCCUUCUCCCUCUCAUUUCCCCCCCUGCUCCCUGUCAUGUCCCCCCUUUCUCUCACUCAUUUCCCCCCUUCUCCCGCUCAUUUCCGCCCUUCUCCCACUCAUUUCCCCCCUUCUCCCGCUCAUUUCCCCCCUUCUCCCUCUCAUUCCCCCCCCUGCUCCCUGUCAUGUCCCCCCUUUCUCUCACUCAUUUCCCCCCUUCUCCCGCUCAUUUCGUCGCCUAUCAAGAGGCCGCGCCUCCCGAAAGGAAGGCACCAUCGCACGAUCGUCGCUUGUCGCGUGGCCCAGUGCGGCAUCCCCCUGCCGCACAGGUUCCACGCAAUGCAUUACCCUUCCCCUCCCUGCAUUACUCUUCCCCUCCCUGCAUUACCCUUCUCCUCCCUGCAUUACUCUUCCCCUCCCUGCAUUACUCUUCCCCUCCCUGCAUUACUCUUCCCCUCCCUGCAUUACCCUUCCCCUCCCUGCAUUACCCUUCCCCUCCCUGCAUUACCCUUCCCCUCCUUGCAUUACCCUUCCCCUCCCUGCAUUACCCUUCCCCUCCCUGCAUUACCCUUCCCCUCCCUGCAUUACCCUUCCCCUCCCUGCAUUACCCUUCCCCUCCCUGCAUUACUCUUCCCCUCCCUGCAUUACCCUUCCCCUCUUUUUCACGAUCCUCCUGCCUUUCUCUCUUUUCAGCUCUCUUCCUACGUUUCCCUCAUUUCCCCUCUCUUCCAGCCCUUCCCACUUUUCUGCAAUCUUCCUGCCUUUCCCACUUUUUUCCUCUCUUCCCCAUCUCCCAUUCCUGUCACCAAACCUCUGCAUCCCACCUCCUUAUCCUCCGUUCCUGCCUCUCCACCUUUCCAUCUUGUUUUCCCAUCUCUCCUCCCUUGGUUACCGCUUCGAGCAGGACAAGUUCAGGUUCAGCAGAGUUAG